This is a messenger RNA of Ictalurus punctatus (channel catfish), 4074 nucleotides long. RefSeq lists its product as uncharacterized. Lineage: Eukaryota; Metazoa; Chordata; Actinopteri; Siluriformes; Ictaluridae. Gene Ontology annotation, biological process: cytokine-mediated signaling pathway; immunoglobulin mediated immune response; production of molecular mediator involved in inflammatory response. The transcript has 10 exons. The record is from RefSeq and is a predicted model, not a curated record. Gene Ontology annotation, cellular component: external side of plasma membrane; membrane. The coding region runs from base 197 to 1654 and encodes 485 amino acids. Gene Ontology annotation, molecular function: cytokine receptor activity; protein binding.
ACUCGAGACAGGGAAGGCUGAGAGACGAGCUGCGGUUCAUGAUGCUUGUAAAUCCUUAAGUGCUCAGAUAUAGACUGGGUUCAGUUGUGAUUUACAGACAGCAGUGAAUUUUAGGAUGACUCUGAUACCUGUUUGACCUGAUGCCCAGUGCAACCUGCAAAGUAUUUUUUGUGCUUAAUUUGUUUCAGAAUAGACAAUGGGUGCCUUAAUUAUAAUCCUGCAAGUAACUCUACUCCUCUCCAGUGUUGGCUUCACCGAAUCCUCUGAGCUUCUGCAAUGCUUUAACGAUUAUGACACCGAGCUAAAGUGCAGUUUGACCGUGGAUGAUCCCGACAGCUGUUCCAAAAACAAACUCAGUGCUUCAAUAACCUUCACUAAUAACAGGAUGUAUACCUGCCAUUUUGAUGAAAUCCGACACGAUGCAUGUGAAUGCAGAAUCCAAGUGGCAGGGUUUGUCAUUACGGAGACAUUCACGGUAAACGUGUCGAAAGGAGACGAGAUUUGGCACACAGAGACGAUCAAUACUGAAGAAAGCAUCAAGCCUAGGAGACCGAUCAUCACGUCAGUCAUUCAGAACAUAAACGGAGACUUUCACAUUAGCUUGAACACCACCUACACGAAGAAACCUUUCUCUGACUCACUGAUUGUAGAGCUCACCUACGGCAUUGUUGGAAGCAAUGAUUUCGUGACACAGAUUUUGGCAGUUGGUCAGACUACAUAUGAGAUUGUGGGCAGGAACCUACAACCUAAUUCCAGAUAUACUUUGAAAGCGAGAGUGAAAUCGAACUACCCUCCUAGUAAGACAUUCAGUGACUACAGUGAAGCACGUGUGCUCAAAACACCACUAUCGUUACAAAACCUUCUCAAGAUAAUAAUCCCCAUUUUAUGUCUCAUUCUGACCAUCUGUGUAUGUUCAAUCUACUUCUGGUUCAACAGAGUCCUAAAACCAUGGUGGGACAAGAUUCCUACUCCGAAAUUUUCUACGAAUUUUGUAAAACAGGUCCCACAGUUUCUGUCAUUUCAAAACGAGGUCUCGUCUGUCAGUCUUGAACCAACAGCAAACCACAAGACAACAUGUGUGGAAUCUUCUCAAAUCCAGUGUAAAGACAGUCAAUAUAGCGUCGGUCUCGGAAAAGACGUCGAUUCGGUGCCACUGAUCUGCUCCAUGACAGACUACCAGAGCGUGGACCAGAACAGCUCUGAAGAUGUUCGGUGUGGGCUUGAUAAGGAAAGCCAAUCUACAAACCUCAACCAAUUGAAUGAAGUCAGCUCGGGAAUCAGCAAUAGGACAUAUUCACCAUCAAACUCCAGCAGCUCGUACUUUUUUAAACAGCCAGUUGCAAACAUUUAUCCGAGCGAGAACUUCCUGGUGUCGUCUAAGAACCUGGAGCCAAUGAUACAGACAGAUUUUCAGUACAGCGUGUGGAGCGGUUGUACAGACUCAGGAAUCUCCAAACUGAUUCAUAUCAUGUCCCCCAAGAACGAGACAGCUGUGGUUCUUGGAUAUCAGAGCUUGGAUGACCAGGAUGGUCUUAUCUCUUGUGACGAUCUGAUUAUAGAGAAGCCAUUUAGCAUUAAGGAACUACAGGAUGUUCCGUUUUCCGUCUGUGAAAGCAUCAUUAUGCCAAUGGACGAGGAUUAUCAAUCUUUUUAAUCAAGCGUAACCUGAUAUAAUUAUAAUAAUUAUAAUGAAAUGUCACCAUGGUUUAAGAAAAGUGUUCUAACCAGACACUGCUAUACACCUCUGUAGAUAUGUUUACAUUAUGAUAUAAAGUCUUGUGGGUUUGAAGUCAUUUCUAUUUUUUAAAAUUAUUAUUAUUCUUUAAUAUUUUUUACACUAAUAAGUAAGUAAUUAAACACUUUGUGCCAUGCAGGUAUAGGAAAAUAAUCACUGACAACUAACACAAAGUAAAUGUUUAUUUUCCUAUAAACAGCAUGUCACAUGUUUUAUUCCUCUUACACUGAUAAGCCAUAACAUUAAAGCCAGUGAAAGGUGAGGUGAAUAACACUGAUUAUCACCUGUCGAGUUGUGGGAUAUAUAUAAGGCAGGAAGUGAAUAAUCAGAUCGUGAAGUUGACAUGUUGGAAGCAGGAAAAAUGGGCAAGUAUAAGGAUCUGAGCGACUUUGACAAGGGCCAAAUUGUGACAGUUAGACGACUGGGUGAGAGAGUCUCCAAAACGGUGUGGGGUUUUCCCAGUAUGUAACGGUUAAUACCUGCCAAAAGUAGUCCAAGGAAGGAGAACCAGUGAACCGACGACAGGGUCGUGGGCGCCCAAGGCUCACUGAUGCGUCUGGUCCGAUCCCACAGAAGUGCUUCUGUAGCACAGGUUGCUGAAAAAGUUCACGCUGGCUCUGAUAGAAAGGAGUCAGAACACACAAUGCGUCACAGCUUGCUGUGUAUGGAGCUGCGUAGCUGCGGAGCGGUCAGAGUUCCCGUGCUGACCCCCUGUCCGCCACAGAAAGCUCCUACACCGGGCACGUGAACAUCAGAACUGGACCAUGGGGCAACGGAAGAAGGUGUCCUGGUCUGAUGAAACACGUUUUCUUUUACAUCAUGUGGACGGUCGGGUGUGUGUGCGCCGCUUACCCGGGGAGGAGUUGGUACCAGGAUGCACUAUGGGAAGAACAUGAGCCGGCGGAUACAGCGUGGUGCUCUGGGCGAUGUUCUGCUGGGAAACCUCGGGUCCUGGUGUUCAUGCGGAUGUUACUUUGACACGUCCCACCUACCUAAACACUGUUCCAGACCAAGUACACCCCUUCACUCCAACGGUGUUCUUUAAUAUCAGUGACCUCUUUCAGCAGGAUAAUGCGCCCAGAAACAUUGUUCAGGAACAGUUUGAGGAACGUGACAGAGUUCAAGGUGUUGAUUCGGCCUCUAAAUUCCCUAAAUAUGGGACGUACUGGACAAACAAGUCUGAUCCACGGAACAUUCACACACGCAUUAAUAUGCAAAUUUCAGAAAGUUCUGAAUUGUUUUUGAAUUGUGAAAUCCAUUCUGUGAAACUCACAUCUUAAUUAUCUAUAGUUUAUUAUUUUGCACAAUGAUAAUAAUGUCACUAAGGUUUAAGAUUAAUGUUCUAACAAGACACUGCUACACACACACACACACACACACACUUCUGUAAACAUAUUUACAUUCUUAUAUAAAAAGUCAUUAUUGUAUAAAUGUGGGUUUCAAGUCAUUUCUAUUUGAAAAUAAAAUUAUUCUUCGUUAAGAUUUGCCACACUGAGAUCUUUACAUUACAAUUAAGUAACGUAGAUAAAAUUUCUGCUACGCAGGUAUAGGAAAAUAAUCACUGACAAUUACCACGAAGAUGGUCAUUUUCCAAUGAACAGCACAACUCAAGUAUUCCUCUUUAUUCCUUCUUAAACCAGGAACAUGACAAAACAGUACAAUCAUUCUGAAAAAGGCCUUUUAUUAUACAACAGACAGUGAUGCAGUUAACACACUUGAAAAUAAGCACUUUAUAAAAAAUAUAUCUACAUCAUAACAUACUACGUAUGAACUUUUUGUAAAACAUGACGGGGCGAAGACGCCGGACGCUGUAUUGCUACGAACGCGCUUGCACGGACGAGACGAGGCAGAGAAUAUACUAGACUGUGAGAUAGGCUGAGAUACUGUUAAUCAUCUGAAGUGAUGAAAAUAAUACAAAAACACGCUAGGUAAUAUCCUAUGUCCAGAUCAGUGAUGUACACACCACAAUAUUACACACCAGUUAGGUAAGACAGUUCCUUAUUUUGCAGAAAUUUGAAGAUCCUUCGUGGAGAAGGCAAUCCCAGAAUUCUGUUCAUCAGGGCAGUUGCUUUGACUGAGGACAAGUGUUGUAAUCUAGUAUCGUGAUACUGUACCCCAUGAUAAUCAGCAACACAUGGCUAUAUUAAAGAUUACCGAACUAUAGAUGGAAAAUACCUGCUUGGUGACGACCAAGAAUGUUCUUUUUAAGGAUUUGGUCAAGGUGGUGAUCGUCAUACACUUUGUAACUUCCUCUUCCAUCCACAAGAUGGCACCAAAUUCUCACCAAUCCUUCCUCUGCGAAAGGAGCUCAAUUCUGCUCAUCAUUCUUUUCUUUUUUU